UGGGCAUGUUCAAUGGCAGAGCUGCUUUGGUCCAGACUUCAUGACUCUGGGAUCCCUGCUCCCAGCUCCACUGCAGAAUUAUUCCACAGCUUCUGCGCUCCAGGAGGGCUAGACGCAGCGCCGCCCGCCCCCUGCAGCUUGUGCUGCAGCCGCCAGCCACCGGAGGGGGGCGAACCCACGUCAACCUGUUGUUUGUCCCGUCCCCAUUGAUCUAGUCAGCGCCACAAGGAAGUGCAGCACCCACACGCGCUUGGAAAGUUCAGCAUGCAGGAAGUUUGGGAAGAGCUGGGCGAGUAGCUGGACUGCCCGGGCAGCGCAGGGCAGUGCAGGCAGCGAAGGCGCGGGGCGGUGCAGCAGAGGUCCACCGGCCCAACCCGGUGGGCUUUAUUUAUUUAUAUAUUUAUUUCUGGAACGAGGCUAUUCCUAGGUCGCUGAUCCCAAAUGCACCGACUCAUCUUCAUCUCCAUUCUUGUGUGCGCGAACUUUUGCAGCUAUCGGGACACUUUUGCGACUCCGCAGAGCGCAUCCAUCAAAGCUUUGCGCAAUGCCAAUCUCAGGAGAGACGAGAGCAAUCACCUCACAGACUUGUACCGAAGAGAGGAGAGCAUCCGGGUGACAGGCAGUGGUCACGUGCAGAGCCCCCGCUUCCCCAGAAGCUAUCCCCGGAACCUGCUCCUCACAUGGCGGCUCCACUCUCAGGAGAAAACACGCAUACAGCUGGCCUUUGACCAUCAGUUUGGACUAGAGGAGGCAGAAAACGAUGUCUGUAGGUAUGAUUUUGUGGAAGUUGAAGAUAUCUCUGAAACCAGCACUGUAGUUAGAGGAAGGUGGUGUGGCCACAAGGAAAUCCCUCCAAGGAUAACAUCAAAAACAAACCAGAUUAAAAUCACAUUCAAAUCCGAUGACUACUUUGUGGCAAAACCUGGAUUCAAAAUUUAUUAUUCAUUUGUGGAAGAUUUCCAACCUAAAGCAGCCUCAGAGACCAACUGGGAGUCAGUCACAAGCUCUGUCUCUAAGCUCAAUGCAACCAAAUGCAUGGUGCAGCUGAAGGAGAUACAUGGGGUGUCCCAUCACUCUCCAUCAGUAACGGACCCUACGCUCACUGCUGAUGCUUUGGACAAAACAAUUGCAGAAUUCGAUACUGUAGAAGAUCUGCUUAAGCACUUCAAUCCAGAGUCUUGGCAAGAUGAUCUGGAAAACUUGUAUCUGGACACCCCUCAUUACAGAGGCAGGUCAUACUAUGACCGGAAGUCCAAAGUGGACCUGGACAGGCUCAACGAUGAUGUCAAGCGUUACAGUUGCACUCCCAGGAAUCACUCCGUCAAUCUCAGGGAGGAGUUAAAGCUGACCAAUGCGGUCUUCUUCCCAAGAUGCCUUCUUGUGCAGCGCUGUGGGGGCAACUGCGGUUGUGGAACUGUCAACUGGAAGUCCUGCACCUGCAGCUCGGGGAAGACGGUGAAAAAGUAUCACGAGGUAUUAAAGUUUGAGCCUGGCCAUUUCAGGAGAAGGGGCAAAGCUAAGAAUAUGGCUCUCGUAGAUAUCCAGUUGGAUCACCAUGAGCGGUGUGACUGUAUCUGCAGCUCAAGGCCACCUCGAUAAGACUCUGUGCACAUUUAUAUAUGAAGAAUGAAAAGACCUUUGGGUUAAGACAUGGUAAGGGACCCUUGUCCCACCCUAAGCAAUCAAAGUUGCUUCUCAGCUACAAUGCAGUGAAUACAGGUGGAAAGCUCGCUUUGUUAAUGCCAUGGCAAGAAGAAGCAUAUAUUGUCAACUUCUAUAUCUAUAAAUAUAGGAAUUCAUUUAUUAA
Molecule: messenger RNA, 1807 nt
Organism: Peromyscus leucopus (white-footed mouse)
Lineage: Eukaryota; Metazoa; Chordata; Mammalia; Rodentia; Cricetidae
Gene: Pdgfd
Product: platelet derived growth factor D
Exons: 8
Coding region: 442-1599 (385 amino acids)
Biological process (GO): positive regulation of ERK1 and ERK2 cascade; positive regulation of phosphatidylinositol 3-kinase/protein kinase B signal transduction; positive regulation of MAP kinase activity
Cellular component (GO): membrane
Molecular function (GO): platelet-derived growth factor receptor binding; growth factor activity
Source: RefSeq, a predicted model, not a curated record